CUUCACUAACAUGCUGAAGAACAAACAGCCGAUGCCGGGGAACAUUCGAGCCACCAUGCAGCAGCAGCAGCUGGCCAGCGCCAGAAACAGACGCCUGGCCCAGCAGAUGGAGAACAGGCCUUCUGUCCAGGCUGCCCUCAAGCUCAAACAG
This is a messenger RNA of Acanthisitta chloris (rifleman), 151 nucleotides long. RefSeq names its product chromatin target of PRMT1 (gene CHTOP). NCBI's taxonomy places the organism in Eukaryota, Metazoa, Chordata, Aves, Passeriformes, Acanthisittidae. The transcript has a single exon. The annotation marks the transcript as partial. The record is from RefSeq and is a predicted model, not a curated record.